CCCCACUUCCGCUCCCCCUCAAUACCAUUCAAAUAUUUCUUCUGCCGUCAACCUUCUCUCUCUCAAAGAAUGAGAACCAAAGUUGAAGAGUUCUCCCAAUACUACGAGAAAUGGGUUACUCAAUUAGAUUUGUACCUUCAACGCCUCGUCAUGGCCUCAACCGGGAUCACACCGCCAACUGAGGCGGAGCUCCGAGACUUGGUGUCGAGGCUUACCACCCACCACAAGGGGUACUACACCGAGAAGUGGGCCGCCGCACAAGAGGACGUGCUCGUGUUCUUCUCACCCGCAUGGGCUACUCCGCUCGAGAAUGCCUACCUAUGGCUCACGGGGUGGAAGCCGUCCACUGCCUUCGGCCUCGUGGCCAACCUGAGGAAGAGCGGCAUGGCCCUUGGGAGCCUGUCGGAAGAACAGGUUAAGAGGAUCGAGCAGCUCAGGAUGAAGAUCAAGUACGAGGAGGAGAAGGUUGAUGGGGAGAUGGAGCGGCAGCAGGUCGCGCUCGCUGAUCGGAGGUUGGUGGAGCUCGCUCGGCUCGCUAGCCGAACAACCAGGAUCAAUGAGCAUGGCGGAGGCGUUGGAGGUGAUGGGCCAACUCAGGUGAGCGGGAUGGUGGAUGUGGCGGUGAGGAGCAUGGCCGUGGGGCUGGAGAGGGUGAUGAAGGCAGCGGACUGUGUGAGGCUGAAAACGCUCAAGGGCCUUUUGGAUCUGAUGUCUCCAUCCCAGUGCGUGGAGUUCUUAGCGGCCAUUUCCAUGCUGCAGAUCAGGCUCAGGCAAUGUGGCCAGAUUAGGAGGCGGAUGAUGGCGCAGAAUAUUGAAAUCCAGCCCAAGUUAGGAAUGUAGCAAAUGUGUAUAUGUUGGCUAUCAACAAGAAGGUUUUUCGAAUCUGUCUUUGGUUUGGAGUCGUGGGUUGAUAUGGACAUGGAUAAACAAUAGUGAUAGCGUUAUACAAACAAAAGAGUCAAAACAAGCUUCUUUC
Messenger RNA from Punica granatum (pomegranate), 976 nucleotides. Lineage: Eukaryota; Viridiplantae; Streptophyta; Magnoliopsida; Myrtales; Lythraceae. The record is from RefSeq and is a predicted model, not a curated record.